AUGUGGCUUCAUUCGAAGUUAUUUUGCAAUAAAUAUGUAACAAAGUGGAAUAAUAUUGUUCUUUAUAAUUGUCAAAAAGUAAGGCAUAGUAGUUUAAAAUCCACUGUAGAAACAAGUGAAGAUGUGGAUGAUCCACUCCCUAAAGAAACAAAAGUUGUUAUAUGUGGUGGUGGAGUUAUGGGCGGUGCUGUUGCUUAUCAUCUUUCACUUAUGGGAUUAGGACCUCAAACUGUUAUUGUAGAAAGUGGCAGAUUAGGAGGUGGAACAACGUGGCAUACUUCAGGAUUAGUAGGAGCAUUUAAACCAAGUUUAGCACAAGUUAAACUUGCUCAAGACAGCAUAGGAUUAUACAAAGAAUUGGAAGAGAAAGGCUUAUCAACAGGAUGGAAACAGUGUGGCAGCCUUUCUUUAGCACGCACAAGGGAUCGUAUGACUGUGUUUAGGAGAAUGAAAGCACAGUCUAUACCACGUAAUAUUGAGUGUCAUUUAAUUUCACCAAAGCAAGUACAAGAAAUAUGUCCUUCAUUAAGAGUAGAUGAUUUAGUUGGUGGACUGUGGAUUCCAGGAGAUGGUGUAGGAGAUCCAUAUCAAAUUUGUUUAACAUUAAUAGAGGAGGCAAAAAAGAAAGGAGUUAAAGUAUUUGAAAAAUGCAAAGUUACUAAAAUCAUUACACAAAAUGGUAGAAUUGAAGCUGUAGAAACAACACGUGGUGCUGUUGAAUGUGAACAUUUUGUUAAUUGUGCUGGAUUUUGGGCACGUAAUGUAGGCAAAUUGAGCGAACCACAUGUAAAGGUACCUCUUCAUCCUGUAGAACAUUAUUAUUUACAUACAAAACCUAUUGAUGGUUUAGAUCCUAUGACUCCUGUUAUAAGAGAUUUGGAUGGAUAUAUUUAUUUUCGGGAGAACAAUGGAAGCUUGUUAGCUGGUGGUUUUGAACCAGUUGCAAAGCCAGCAUUUGAAGAUGGAACAAUACCUGAAGGUACAGAAGAAAGAUUUUUACCAGAAGAUUGGGACCAUUUUCAUAUUUUACUUGAACAAAUGCUUUAUAGAAUUCCGAGUUUAGGAAAUGCAAUUUUGGAAAAAUUAUGUAAUGGCCCUGAAGCAUUUUCUCCAGAUUGCAAAUGGAUAGUUGGUGAAGCACCAGAAAUACGUAAUUAUUAUGUAGCUGCUGGUAUGAAAACGGUAAGUAAUGUGGGUCGAGCAACUGCUGAAUUAAUAGUUAAUGGUUCGACAUCUCUAGAUAUGUAUGAAUUAGAUGUAUCCCGUUUUUUGGGACUUCAUAACAAUCGUAAAUUUUUACGUGAUCGAGUAAAAGAAGUUCCUGGUAUGCAUUAUGCAUUACAAUAUCCACAUCAUGAAUUCAAAACUGGUAGAAAUUUAAGGAUGUCUCCAAUUUAUCCAAAACUUCGAGAAGCUGGUGCUAUAUUUGGACAGGUAAUGGGUUACGAGCGACCAUCCUGGUUUCAGUUAGAUGAAGAUAGUGAUUUGGAAACGAUUGACGGAUUUCAAAGAUAUAAGAUAGCAUACACAAAUACAUUUAGUAAACCACCGUGGUUUGAACCAGUUUGGAAAGAGUAUGCUGCAUGUCGUGAAGCCAUUGGACUUAGUGAUUAUUCUUCUUUUACUAAAGUUGACUUAUGGUCAAACGGGAUGGAAGUAGUAGACUUAUUACAGUAUUUAUGUUCGAAUGAUGUGGAUGUUCCAGUAGGAAGUAUUAUUCAUACAGGUAUGCAAAAUCAUCGUGGAGGCUACGAGAAUGAUUGCAGUUUAGCACGUAUUGCUGUUAAUCAUUACAUGAUGAUUGCCCCCACUAUACAACAAACUCGUUGUAAACAUUGGAUUAAUCGUCAUUUACCUACAGACGGUUCUGUAGCAGUAUCUGAUGUAACAUCAGCAUAUACUGCAAUUUGCAUUAUAGGCCCUGCCACUAGACAGUUAUUGUCAGAAUUAACAGAUACUGAUUUAAAUCCCAAAAACUUCCCAUUUUUUACUUUUAAGGAAUUAGAUGUUGGUCUUGCUAAUGGAAUACGCACAAUGAAUUUAACUCAUACUGGAGAACUUGGCUAUGUUCUGUAUAUUCCAAAUGAAUUUGCAUUACAUGUUUAUACGAGAUUAGUAGAUGCUGGAGCUAAAUACAAAAUAAAACAUGCUGGUUACUAUGCAACCCGAGCUUUACGAGUUGAAAAAUUUUAUGCGUUUUGGGGUCAAGAUUUAGAUACUUUUACUACACCGUUAGAAUGUGGACGAACUUGGAGAGUAAAACUUGAUAAAGCAGUAAAUUUUAUUGGAAGGGAUGCUCUUUUGAAACAACGUGAAGAAGGUGUAAAACGAAAAUAUGUGCAGCUAUUAUUAAAUGAUCAUGAUCUUGAAUUGGAUACAUGGUGUUGGGGUAGUGAACCUAUUUUUAGAAAUGGCAAAUAUUGUGGAAUGACAACUACAACAGGUUACGGAUUUACAUUCAAAAAGCAGGUUUGCCUUGGAUUUGUACAAAACUUCGACUCACAAGGACGCCCACAAGAAGUGACAAACGAAUAUAUACUAUCAGGAGAUUAUGAAGUAGACGUGGCAGGAAUAAGGUACCAUGCAAAAUGUCAUUUACACAGUCCAAAUUUACCAACCAAAUUCCCAGAUAAGGAAAGGGAUUCUUAUCAUGCAACACGUGAUCAACAAGUCGUUUAA
Messenger RNA from Habropoda laboriosa, 2679 nucleotides. Its product is annotated as pyruvate dehydrogenase phosphatase regulatory subunit, mitochondrial. The transcript has 14 exons. Gene Ontology annotation, molecular function: protein binding; oxidoreductase activity. The record is from RefSeq and is a predicted model, not a curated record. Lineage: Eukaryota; Metazoa; Arthropoda; Insecta; Hymenoptera; Apidae. Bases 1 to 2679 code for a protein of 892 amino acids. Gene Ontology annotation, cellular component: mitochondrial matrix; mitochondrion; cytoplasm.